Molecule: messenger RNA, 3277 nt
Organism: Dreissena polymorpha
Lineage: Eukaryota; Metazoa; Mollusca; Bivalvia; Myida; Dreissenidae
Product: nucleolar protein 7-like
Exons: 7
Coding region: 69-785 (238 amino acids)
Source: RefSeq, a predicted model, not a curated record
CGGUGUGCAGGUAAGAAACACCAAAGAUAACAUUUCCUUACAAAACGUGAGGUUGUAUUUACAACAAAAUGAAAACCAGACGUCGUUUAGGUCGUAUUAGACAGGACGAAGAUGGCGAGGCUUUUGAAACUGAACUGUUCUCAGAUUUAAAUAAAGAUGAAAAUCCAGAAAAAACUCCAAAACCAAAUCAUGAUGAUGAUUCUGAUGAAGGGAACGAUGCAGGUCAAGGUGAGCUCAAUAGCGAUGAUGAAGCCCCGGAUGAUGUUGGUUUCCAUGACAGCAAGAUGUCCGUCCUGGCGGAGCUGCGAUCUGCCAUGAGGCAGGUGGAUAAGGGGAAGUCUGUGAAGAAAGAACAGCGGAGGAAACUGGACGCACAGUUCAAGGCACAAAAGGCAAAAAAACUGGAAGAACUUUCAAGUAAGAAAUUGCCAGAUGAUUUCUUGGCAACUUUGGAUGAGGCAGUCAUAUCAAAACCCAAAGUAAAAAAAGGAGAAAAAAGGAAAAAGAAUAAACAGCAAGAAGAAGACAGUAAGGAACCAGAUGUUGCUGAACCAAGUCCAGUGAAGAACUCUAGAGUCACUUUCACAGAGGACUUCAUCUCUCUGACUGACCGCGUCAGUGGUGUAGAAGUGGCAGAACUCAAGAAGUCUGAAACAGACAGUCGCACACUGAGUCAGGCUGCUGCAGCAUUCCGUCAGAGCAGACUGUAUGGGUCUCACAUACCCAGAGAGUCAAAUAAGGAUAGACUUGGGAAGGCAGAGAAGAGAAAGUUCAAUAGAAAAUGAAGAUAUUGCAGAGCUACCAAACUUGGGCCUUGUGGUGAUGGAGUUUGAGUCAAGUUCUGGGAAAACUGGGCUUAAUGCAUAUGCAUAAAGUCAGGGCUAUAGAUGACUUUUUGGGUAUAUUGGGUAAUUCACACCCUGUUUUUGACAACAAUAAGGUUUUUGUAAAUUCAAUAGUUUUAGCAAAAAUGUUCACCCCCUACUUUUGAGCUUUAUUGGGUUUUUCAACCCCGUUUUUUUUAAACUCAAUUGGGUUAUUUAGGGAAUGAAAUAUAUUAUAAAAUAAAAAUCUACAAAGGUUACUAUACUAUUUAUACAAAUGGAAUUCAAAAAGGCAUGUGUACAUAACAACAAACAAUUACUGAAUUUCUUAUCAAAGUUCAUUCAUUUUUGCAUUGAAUAAGACCAAGUUCUUGAAAAUCGCUGCACAAUUGAUGAAGUUAUGGCUGUUCAAAGCGAUGCACCCCGUUUUCGGGUAAUUUUAAGUUGAAAACCUUGAAAAUGAAAGUAGAAAUCGGACAGGUCUACAUAUAAUUACAAUUAUGCCCCAAAGAUUGAUAACCGAUGGAAAGACUGCCUUCUUUUCUUUAUAGGACGGCAUAUAAAUUAUCCGGUACUCUUUUGUACGGAAAAUAACCAGUCUAAAAAAUACGCCCAGUGUUCGUAAGAAUUGCGUUUUGUGACGCAAGGUUUUUUACGGGAAUUAUGUUAUUAAAUGUGUAUUUGUGUUUUUGUAUGCUUUAUUUUUAAUUUAAUAACAUUUUUGGUUAUUUUAAUUGCGUAAUAACGCAAAUACGCUUGUUAUCUAUAGCCCUGAUAAAGUGUACCAGAUUAGACUGUGCACAGGCUAAUCAGGGACGACACUUUCUGUAUAUUCCGGAUUUUAGUUUAGGAGACAACCUUUCAAUAAAAAAAUCCAUGCAAGCUUGCUAAGCUGUGAAGACUGCACAGGCUAAUAUACGAUGACACUUUACUCACAUGCAUUUAGCCCCGUUUUCCCAGAGCAAGGCUUGUUUGGACAGCAGACAACUGCAAGGGUUCCAGAAACAUGUGCUCCAACUAGUUGCCAGAAUAUCCAUCAGUGAAAGAAAUGUUGAAGUUAUGUGUUAGAGAUGUGGAAAGUACUGAUAUUGUGGUGUUUUGUUUGAAGUAUCUAGCAAACUGUAUGGAAAUCAUGUAAAAUUGAGAUAAUUAAAGAUAAUGGCCAAUAUUAGUUGAACAAUUAACAAAUAUAUGCUAAGAUUAUGGUGAAUAUGUAUAAACAUACAUUUGCAAUGUAUAAUUGUACUUACAUUUACAAUGAAUAACUAUACUGGUAUGUCACUCAUCAAAAUCAGCAGUAAGACUAGGCUUGCUCAUUUUCUGAUAUUAUUACUUUGAACCUACAAAAUGUUAGACGUUGAUAUGAACCGAAGAUUCUGGGCAAACCUGAUGCAAAGUAUACACAUGCAUUGCUUGCAGACUCGUGCAGUGCUUAUUUUGAUCACUGAUUAAAUUGUAUACCUUCUCAAGUCUUUUGUUAAAAAAUUGUGCAACACUUUUUUAACAGUUUGUCAAACGAAAGUGACAGUAUAUCAAGUUAUAACUAUGUAGAGUUUAUAGCAUAACAUAGCUUUAUUCUGGCAUAAAAUAGCACAAUGCAUACUUAUAGCCAACAAUACAAUUAUAGCGUGAAAAGUGAUAGGUACAUGAACUAUUAUAAACAUUAAUUUGAGAAAGAUUAACAGAGAUGUAGGUGCCGUGCAAAUAGAAUUUGCAUGGUAAAUAUUAUAUUUAUUCACAACAAUAACAACAACAUUUAUUUGCAAGUAGGUCACUUUGAACUUCAAGUAGAGUUUAUGCGUUAUUAAGUACUGUGAAUAAUGAGAUGAAAGUGUAUGAAAUGUGCUUAACAUGAAUUUCUUUAAUUCAUAGGAAGUAUAAUUUGUCUGUAAAAAAUUGAUAAUAUAAUGAAUCACCUCAAAAAUAACAUUUAUUGUAAGUUUAUUGAAAUUGUGUGUGUAUUUUCUGUUUUUGUAAUGGGAGGACAUAAUCAAUGGAUAUUCUUUGUUAAGUUUUCAUGAAAACUUUCCUUUAAAUCUUUUUAGUAGAAUACAUGAAUAUUUGAAAUAAGUUUUUUAAGUGAAUUUACUCCUUUGAAUAACUUGAAAUUUUUGUUAAGUAUUUAUGUUGUUUUCGAUUUUUUGCAAAUCAGUAGAACGUUUAUGAUUCUUAUUUUAAAUAAGUAUAAUUGAUAGCUUAUGUAAAGUGAUUAUUUAAAUGGUUUAUUUAAUAUCAUUUUUCAGAAAUGUAGCCAUAUAAAAUAUCUGUCUUUUGUUAUAAUUUGAUGGUCAUUAAACACGCCGUCCACACUUUCUAAAUGUUUUAAAAUGUGAUAAUUAAGUAUAUCUUUAAUUUUGCCUUGAUGGUUUUAAUUAAAGUGUGUUUGGUACUUUGAAGUAACAAACUGUGAAGAAGUAAUGUUAAAUGGUGAUAAUAAAAGACACUUUACAAUC